AUGUCAUUUGGGUCAAGUAGUAACAAUGGGAAUGAUAGGAAGAAGAAGAUUGCCAUCAUUGGUACAUCUGCUUUGAUCUUGGUGGCCAUGGUGGUGGCGGUGGCUGUCGGAUUCAACCGCGGCGAAACCGACUACCAAACGGCCGCCAGCCCUCCGCCGGCCGGUAGCGUGUCGACCACGUCAAAAGCCAUUCAGGCUAUUUGUCAGCCCACGGAUUACAGACAAACUUGUGAGAAUACCCUCACCACCGCCGCGGGCAACACCACCGAUCCUAAAGAGCUCGUCAAGGUCGCAUUCAACGUCGCCAUUAGCUACAUAACCCAGGCCAUAAAGAACUCCUCCACGUUGAAGGAGCUCGCCAAAGACUCCAGGACCAACCAGGCUUUGGCUAAUUGUGACGAGUUGCUCAAGUACGCCAUUGACGAUCUUCAGGACUCGUUCCAUAGGAUUGGACCUUUUGACAUGACGAAGCUAGAUGAAUACAUUGAUGAUUUGAAGAUAUGGCUCAGCGCCGCGGUCACAUACGAGCAGACAUGCCUCGACGGUUUCGAAAACACGACAGGGGACGCCGGGGAGCGAAUGAAAUCGCUGCUCAAGACAUCUCAGGAGCUUACUAGCAAUGGUCUUGCAAUGGUGACCGAAAUCUCCACCAUUUUGUCAAGUUACAACAUUCCCAUGAACAUAAGUCGCCGCCUUUUAUCAACCGAUUAUUAUAAGCACGAGAGUAGCUCUGAGACCCCUAAGUGGGUGAACGAGGGGCAAAGGAGGCUUCUGGCGGUGAAGGGAUCGAAAAUCAAGGCGGACGUGGUGGUGGCCAAGGACGGGAGUGGAAAGUACAAGACGAUCAAUGAGGCUUUGAAGGAUAUACCAAAGAAGAACACUAAGACAUUUGUGAUUUAUAUUAAACAAGGAGUGUAUGCCGAGAAAGUUAUGCUUGAUAAGCAUAUGACUCAUGUUAUGAUGAUUGGUGAUGGCCCUACCAAGACCAGAAUCACUGGAAGUGAUAACUUCAUUGAUGGAACCCAAACUUUCAAGACCGCCACAGUCUCCAUUGUUGGAAACAACUUCAUCGCAAAAGACAUUGGAUUCGAGAACACAGCCGGACCAACCAAGCACCAAGCCGUAGCACUCCGGGCCAAUUCCGACAUGUCAAUCUUUUACAACUGCCACAUGGACGGUUACCAAGACACCCUCUACACCCACGCCCACCGUCAAUUCUACCGUGACUGCACCAUCUCCGGCACCAUCGACUUUAUCUUCGGUGAUGCCGCUGCCGUAUUCCAAAACUGCAAAAUGGUGGUCCGAAAGCCCCUAGAAAACCAGUUCUGCAUCGUCACUGCUCAAGGCCGAACCGACAAACGCGAGGCCACGGGACUGGUCCUCCAGAACUGCACCAUCACCGGUGACCCGCUUUAUCUCCCAAACAAGGCCAAGAACAAGGCCUACUUGGGAAGGCCAUGGAAGGAGUUUUCAAGGACCAUUAUCAUGAAUUCACACAUCGAUGAUAUGAUCGCCCCCGAGGGUUGGUUACCUUGGGCCGGGACCUUUGCUAUCAACACUUGCUUCUAUACCGAGAUAUCGAACCGGGGCCCCGGCGCCAACAAGGCCAGAAGGGUCAAGUGGCGCGGAGUCAAGAAUGUUCCUCCGUCUAGAGCCACCCAAUAUACUGCCUCGAGGUUUAUUCGGGGUGAUGCUUGGAUUAAGGCCACCGGAGUUCCGUACACUUCUGGCCUCAUAAAUGUAUAGAGAGAUACUUAAUUAUAUAUACAUAUACGUACUUGUAUAUGCAUGCAUGCACUCACCAUAUUAAUUAUAAGUAGUUAUGUAUGGUUUUUAUUAGCCGAGAAAAAAGAAAAGAAAAAGAAAGAAUGCAUGC
Molecule: messenger RNA, 1876 nt
Organism: Humulus lupulus (European hop)
Lineage: Eukaryota; Viridiplantae; Streptophyta; Magnoliopsida; Rosales; Cannabaceae
Product: probable pectinesterase/pectinesterase inhibitor 21
Exons: 2
Coding region: 1-1746 (581 amino acids)
Biological process (GO): cell wall modification
Molecular function (GO): pectinesterase activity; pectinesterase inhibitor activity
Source: RefSeq, a predicted model, not a curated record